AUGGCUUCCUUCAUUUCCGCUUCAGCUGCCCCAUCAGCCACCUUCCUCUGCACUGUUCCUAAAGCAAAAUUUGCCAUCAGGCAAACAAGUUUCUCCAGCACUUGUGGUCCAUCAGCAAGUGGGCUAAGACUUGUGCCUAAGAUUCAAAUCUCAAAGGCAGCAACAAAAUCAUCUCCAAUUUCUCGUAGUCUCAAAACCAGAAUUUCAUGCUCAGCUCAACCAGAAACUCUAGAAAUUGUCCAGAAUACAAUUGCAAAACAACUGUCCAUUGACGAGGCCACCGUGACACCUCAAACCAAAUUUGCUGACUUAGGUGCAGAUUCUCUUGAUACCGUUGAAAUUAUGAUGGCCCUGGAAGAGAAAUUUGGAGUGUCAAUUGGAGAAAGUGGGGCUGAAAACGUUGCAACUGUUCAAGAUGCAGCUGAUUUGAUUGAGAAAGUGAAGUCAGCUUCAGCGUAG
Coffea eugenioides is the source of this 459-nucleotide messenger RNA. RefSeq names its product acyl carrier protein-like. Gene Ontology annotation, biological process: fatty acid biosynthetic process. Gene Ontology annotation, molecular function: phosphopantetheine binding; acyl carrier activity. Bases 1 to 459 code for a protein of 152 amino acids. NCBI's taxonomy places the organism in Eukaryota, Viridiplantae, Streptophyta, Magnoliopsida, Gentianales, Rubiaceae. The record is from RefSeq and is a predicted model, not a curated record. The transcript is spliced from 4 exons.